AUGAAAGUCAACAAACUUCGUUCGAUCCUUAAAGCCUUGAAUGAAACAACGGGUGACACUACCAGCGGUACUGGUACCACAGACGCGAAUCCUGACGAAGAAUUUGUAAAACGUCUGAAUAGCGUAAAAGAACAACUUUUCAUCCUGCUUUCGAGGGCCGAAGACACUUCAGUCAAUGACAAAGAACUCAUGAGAAGACUAGACGCCGUAAAUCGAACCUUGUCUACCAUUGAAGCAAAAUUAAAGAACGCCGAAGCGAAAACGGCCGAUGCCGAACAAAACUCGAGAAAUGCUUCGGGGGAAAUUGACUUGGCCGAGAGCUCCAUUGGAACGUCCUGGGGUCUAGUAAAGCAAAUUCGUGGUCCGGCCAAUGAGACUGAAAGAAUCAUCAAUUUGGUCUAUAAAGUUUUAGCUAACUGGACUAAAACUACUAUUCGUACUAGCGAAACUGUUAGAGAGGUAAGGAGGUCUCUGGUUAUAUAUCCACCUAGCGUAAUUCAGAGACUGAAAUAACGCUCAAAAUUUUUCCCGAAAAAUAUCCGACCAAAAUGAAAUUUGAUCGGAAACUUUGAAACUUGGUCGGACAUUGAUUUCGUGCCUUCGUUGGGUAAAUUAAACCAAUAUAUAAAUAAUACUUCAUGCCAAACAGUGGCCAGUAUAGUUAAAUUUUUUACAUGUAAUGUUCUUAGCGGGGAUGAUUGCAUGCAGCUUAUGGUUAGCCCAGUCUUUCAAGAAGGUUGAUUGCUAAUUUUUGUCUGGACAAAAUGUCCCUGGCUCUUCCACAUCCCUCAUCCGUGCGCGGUACGUCCCGCGCGCCAUUGUUCUCCCACUGAUCUCUAUUCGAUUGGACCUAUUUCCUAAUGAAAAAAGUUUGAUCUAGACAAGUCUAGACAAAAAUUCCAUCACAGCUUGAAAUAGCAUCACAAAAUUGGUAAUAUUCCGAAGUUUCGUUGCGAAAUGUUGUAAAAUGCGGAUAAUAUAGCCUUGCGAAGUUAGCCGUUUUUCGGUCAUUUUGUAUUACGCACGGGAAAUUGAUAUAUACCGCUUUCUGAAAAAAGGUAUCAAUUUCCCGCGCAUAAUACAAAAUGACUGAAAAACGGCAAACUUCGCAGUGCUGUAUUAUCCGCAUUUUACGGCGUUUCGCAACGAAAUUUCGGAAUAUUUACUAUUUUUGUGAUGCUCUUUCAAGCUGUGGUGAAAUGUUUGCCUAGACUUGUCUAGAUCAAAAUUUUGUUAUUGGAGAAUAGGUCCAUUUAGCAUUUGGUCGGAAAAACUGUGAUUGGUCGGAAAAUGUCCAAUGUUUUACACUGUCAAAGUUUACACUGGUAAAUUUUAAGUUUUGAAGGAAUUGUAAGAAAUUGUUGAAGGAACUGAAUCAUUGUUUAACGCUGACUCAGUUCCCUCAAAAUGUUUCAGACUAAAUUCUUACAAAAACAUUAUUUGAUUUCUGUGAUCUCAGAAACUUUGAUAGUCUAACGCCCGUAUUCUAAAAGCUCACUCGCACACAUUAUUAAUGAUGGAUUAUUAAGUAAUAUUUCAAAUCCGACUAGCUAUGAGGACUGGAUUAGAUUUCAAGUCCAAGGACUUAAUUAAUUUUGAUCCAGUCCUAGGAUCUAUACACUUCGCCAGGUAGCCAGCAUUAUCGUGUGAGCAAAAUACAGCAAUACCGUUGUCUAAUUUACUCAUGAAUUGUUAAUGAGUUUGUGAUUUACUCCUGUAUUCUAAAAGCUCACUUACACCCAAAGAGUGGGGGUUCAAUCUGAGCUUUUCUUGAGUGUCAAUGCUGUUUUUGAAUAGCUGUAGGGUGAGUAAGGUACCAGACACUCAAGAGAAGUUCAGAUUGAACCUCCACUCAUUGAGUGUGAGUGAGCUUUUCACUGGGAAAAAAAUGUGAAAUCCAUACAAUGAAAUUUGCAAUUAGCCAUUCCGAAGUUGAUGAGAGGACUGGGGACGAAUGUUAAAAAGUGCCCAAAUUAAGAAAUGAACCAAAUCACUAAAAAGACCACCUCAAAAUUAGUAAGUAUACAAAGUUUGAAGACAUUUACAUGAAUACUCUUCGAAUAAUAAGCUUUCGAAAAUCGCGAUAUUUACUAUGAAAUGUACUGUAAUUUUUGUUUUGGGGGACGCGCGUCCCAAAACAAUCUUUUAAUCAGUAAUUUCACAAUUUUCGAAAGCUUAUUAUUCGAAGAGUAUUCAUGUAAACGUCUUCAAACUUUGUAUACUUACUAAUUUUGAGGUGGUCUUUUUAGUGAUUUGGUUCAUUUCGUAAUUUGGGCACUUUUUAACACUCGUCGCCAGUCCACUCAUCAUCUUCGGAAUGGCUAAUUACACCAUUAAAUCCAUAGUAUAUCCAUACUAUUACCAUACUACAUCCGUAGGAUGGAAAUUACAAUUAUUAUGGAUAAUCAAAAUCCAUUCUAUUUCCAAUAAAGAUCCGUAUAAUUUCCAUUCUAUGACCUUCUAUGGAUUUUCAAAAAUAUUUCCAGUGUUUAGAAUAUGGGCGUAAGGCUCUAAGCUAGCCUUUAGAGCGUAAUCAAUCUCAUAAUAAGCAAUAUCAAUGUCUUCUUUUCAAUCAAGAUUCAAAAUCUUUCCAACGCUCAAUGGAAUGAGGUCCAUGAAUUGAAGAGGAAGGCAAACGAAGCUUUGAAUAACUCCAAAUCAGCCAACAGCAGAAUGGACGAGGUCUUGACGCAACAAGCGGCUACUGAACAGGAAAUAACAGUCGUUGAUAACACAAUCAAUGAUAUGAAAACACUCGCUGAUGUCGCAGCAGCGAAUGCCACGUUAGCUUACAAUGUUGCUCGUGAUACCUUCAAUACCGCCGAGCGGCUACUCGACGAGGCAGCAAUCCCCCUAGAUGAAGUUAAAGCUAAUGAAACAAAAGGUAAAAUGUCGGAUAUGUGCCAAUAGACCCUUUAUUUAAGGUUACAGAACACCUUUGAGUGUUAAUUUUGUCUAAAAUUUUUUUAUUGGUUUCCAUGAAAGCAUUAGACUGGUUCUACUAUCUGACCAAGUUUGAACGAAAAAUGUUGAAAACUCGCAGAGUUAUUUAAUAAAAUACAUUUCGCUGUAAUAAGAAAAACAUUGAAAAUGCAAUAUUCAAAUUCAAUUUUCUCCCGAAGAAUUUUACGGCAAUUACUGAUUUUCAAACGAGUUGUUCUCCUGCGGGUUUUAACGAAUUUUUCUCCAAUUUUCACAGGACAUAGCUACAGACGUCAGUUUCAAAAGUGUGUUCGGCUUUUUUCUAAUUGUGGGUAUUUUAAUAAUAACGAGCAAUUCACUCAAACGAUUCAGAAAUACACUGCAGUCGUCAAAGAAUUUGCCAUAUCAGCGGAAUGACGAAAUAAAAAACAAACAAUAAAAAUUAUAUUUUCAUAAAUAUAUCUUAAAACCAGCAGGAACAUAACUCGAAAGCGUAAAGGUACCGCGAUUUAAGUUUUUCCUGAAUAAUUCUUAUAUUAUUUCAUUGUUUGUCAAUUUUAGAACUUUACCAUAUUUUGCAUGCACUGGAGAACAUUUGGUGAAAAUUUGAUGAAAAUCGGACUGAUAUUGAGCGCGCAGUAGCGAUUUUCCACAAAACGCCCAAAAGGGUAUCCUGUAACCUUAAUCUCUCAUGCAUAAAUACGAGGCUUUUCCGGGUGUAUUCACGGACUAUUUCAGAAUUAUUGAAACGUAUGAACUUCAUUUGUUUGAAAGCAGACAUAAUUUUUUAGUUAAUACUAUUAUAAAGGGCGUCCACGGGCCUUGAAAAUCCUGGAAAAUCCUUGAAUUGGAAAAAAAAUUCAGGGCUGGAAAGUCCUUGAAAAUCAGUAGAAGUCCUUGAAAAUCCUGGAAUUAAUUGUGCUGUGCCAACAUUAGUGAUUUUGAUCAAAAUUACUGAAUAAAGUGUAUUAUUUGCUGGUUAAAGUCUAAAAUCCGUGCCAUUUUCAAAGAUUUUUCCCAGUUCUACUGGUCCUUGAAUUUACUGAAAAAGGGCCUUGAAUUUCACCUUCACCAAAGGGUGGACACCCAGAAACGGAUCCGGACCCUAAAACAAUAGCAUCUGAGAUAGAAUUUUUUAAAGUAUAGUGAUUGUCAUUAUACAAGGCCCGAACGUAACAGGCAGAACAAAAUUAUCCCCAGCUUGAGAUAGUAGAUCUUGAGGAGAUGCUGCUGAAUUUUGUGGCCCUUCCUAAGUGCGGGGCCCCAUUCAUGUUGGCACAGAAUAUAGACAGAGGUCUGACCAGGACGCUUAUACAGGGUGUAUAAAAAAACACUGAACAGAUUUGAAAUUGCUCUCAAUUUCGCAAAACAGCCAUUAGUAUCUAUUUUUUUAUGUAUAUAGCUUCUUUGGGUACUUAUAAGGUAGUAGAAUAAAAAAAUUAUCGAACUCAAAUUUUGUGAACCAGGGGGGAGUGUCUUUUCCGACAAACUAAAAAUGGCUUGCGCACGAAAUGUAAAAGCUUUAAUCGUAUUUUUAGUUAAUGGAUGGAAAAUUUGUUCGGUUUUUAAUUACUGUACAAAAUUUCAGACAAUUUGCUUUAGUUUAAGCCUUUUAACUACAGUAUCCAUUUUUCCCUAAAAAAUCAGCCUUUCGCAUGCUUAAUUAAUGCCUUUACCUAAUUUGCAUAUUGCUGACAUAUGCAAAUUGGGCAAAUGCAUUAAUUAGGCAUGCAAAUUUCUGAUUUUUUAGGAAAAAAUGUUUGUUUGUGUGAACAGUUGAAGGGCUUAAACUGAAGUAAAUUGUCUGAAAUUUCGUACAGCAAUUAAACACCCAACACAUUUUUCAUCUAUUAACUCAAAAUACGAUUAUAGCUUUUAAAUCUCGUGCGCAAGCCAUUUUUAGUUUAUCGGAAAAGACAACCCCCCUGGUUUACAAAAUUUGUGUUCGAGAAGUUUUUUUCAUCAUUCUACAUUAUAAGUACCCAAAGAAGCCAUAUAUAUAUAUCAAAAACUGGAUACUAAUAGCUGUUUUGAGAAAUUGAGAGCAAUUUCAAAUCUGUUCAGUUUUUUUUAUACACCCUGUAUAAUAUAUAAGCGCGCUAGCUGGGUCUGACUCGGCGAAAAACCCGUCAAUACCUGGCAUGCAGCCACCAUGUCCCUAGGCAGUGUGCUAACAAGAGUACAACAAGUCGGCCACUACGGCGUACUAGAAUGCUUAAGGGAUGCAAAUUACAGUCGCCUUUGUCUUAGAGUAAAGAUGCUAUUGUUGAUGAUCACGUUUUCGUUGCCGUUGUAUUUGCCAAACACUCUAUUACACACUUAAAAACGCACAAGUUGUUACAGGUCUGCAAACAAGUUGUUACAGGUCUGUUCACAAGCUGUCGACAAAUUGUGUUCGCACUGCUUGUUCCAAGUUGUUGUAACAAGUUUGGAACAAGAUGUUAACAACUUGUGACAAACUUGAUGGCAUCAUCAGACUUGUUACAAGGUUGUUCUAACAAGUCAGAUACAGUCAUGAUAUAACAAGAAUGUCGCAUGGUUGACGACACAAGGUUGUAACAAUAUUGUUAUAUCAUCACUGUGUCGGACUUGUUGGAACAACCUUGCAACAAGUCUGAUAAUAUCAACAAGGUUGUUACAAGUUGUUCUAAACUUGUUGACAACUUGGGACAAGCAGUCCGAGCACAACUUGUUGACGGGCUUGUUGGUAGACUUGCUACAAGAUGCGAGAUUUUUGGGGGUGUACCUGGUUGGGGAGAACCUUAUACAGGCGACUUAUACUUCAUGUACAUUCUUUCAGCCCGGGCAGAUGACACAACAAAAGAAGCUAAGAAAGUGCAGGCCGAAGCCAGGCGUCUGGCCCAGGAAGCAAAGCGUGGUCGAGAAGAUAUUGACAAAGGAAAGGUGGAGAGAAGAAUAGAGAAACAGUACCGUGCAGAAAACACUACAAACGAUUUGUUGAAAGAAGUCAAAGAAGCGAACGAAACUGCACAUUAUGCCAUCGUUAAUGCUACCAAGACCUUAGCUGUAGCCCAAGAAAAUUUGGUGUUGUUGGAGGUGUGUGGAAACCUGGCGUUAUUUAUCAGGGGGAAACUACAGCAACGACGACGACGACAACAGCAACAACAGCAGCAGCAACAACAACAAGAGUAGCAACAGCAACAACAACUACAGCAGUAGCAACAGCAACAACAACAACAACAACAACAACAACAACAACAACAACAACAACAACAACAACAACAACAACGACGGCAACGACGGCAACAACAACAACAGCAAAACAACAACAACAACGACGACGACGACGGCAACGACCACAAUAACGACCACAACAACGACAACAACAACAACAACAACAACAACAACAACAACAACAACAACAACAACAACGACAACGACAACAACAACGACGACGGCAACAACAACGACCACAACAACGACCACAACAACGACCACAACAACAACAACAACAACAACAACAACAACAACAACCAUUAUAUAUACAUGAAUUUGUGGUUAAUACUCCGCAACUAGACUCUCCACAAAAAUAAUAUCUACCGGUGCGUGGGGCACCCUUAGAGUUACAAUAGGUCAAUAGAUUUUGCAAACUACAUUUAUUUGAAAUGUUUAUGUAGAACUUUACCAAGAUUGUCAACGACAGCAGGAGGAAAGCCGAGAACGCGAAAAACGACAUCCCGGAAAUUCGACGCCUUAUCGACUCGGCCAACAACAACACUGAUCAAGCCAACAACGAGAUUGGUGAUGCAAAGAAUGACGUCAAGGACGCUAAUGAUAUCGCUGAUCGUGGGACACAAACAUCGUUAGCCACGGAAGGGGUGAGUAUACGCUGGUUUUCUAGCUUUGUGGUUGAUAUACAUACGCAAAAACGCACAACCUACAUCAGUCUUGUAGCUAUGCUGUUAAGACAACUUGUCAACAGGAUGUGUUGACACUGCUUGUUCCUAACGUGUUGACAAGUUUGUUGACAACUUGCUACAAGGUUGUUAAGCUCGACAUUACAAGUUGUUUAAACAACUUGUUAUCGUCCUGCAAUUCAACAAUUUGUCAACAAGUUGUGAGUGAAAACCUUGUAGCAACUUGAUAAAAUAACAGCAUUGUUACAAUAUGUUGACAAGCUUGCUACAAUCCUGCUGCGAACAUAUCUUCUUGACAAGUUGUAACUGACAACCUUGUAGCAACUUGAUAAAAUAACAACAUUGUUUAGUUGUGACAAUGCUGUUCCAACCACUUUUCAACAAGAUGUCUCCUGAAAAGGUUUGUAGCAAGCUUGUUAACAAGUUGUGACAGUGCUGUUCCUACAACUUGUCAACAAGAUGUCUCCUCAACAGGCUUCUAGCAAGCUUGUUAACAAGUUGUGACAAUGCAGUUCCAACAACUUGUCAACAAGAUGUCUCCUCAACAGGUUGGUAGCAAGCUUGUUAACAAAAUUUAUAUCCGACAAUGAAAACAUAAACUUAAAGAUGCCCAGGUUUAUGUGGCAAGGCAACUUGCCCAAUCGGGCAAGCAAGACAAAACGUUUACUAGCCCGUCAUGAUAUUCACUUUCGCCGGGCAAGCGGGCAAGUGUUAGGUUACACCUCUGUGUUACAAGCCUGAUGCGAACACAUCUUGUUGACAAGUUGUGAGUGACAACCUUGUAGCAACUUGAUAAAAUGACAACAUUGUUACAAGUUGUUGACAAGCUUGCUACAAGCCUGAUGCGAACACAUCUUGUUGACAUGCUGUGAGUGACAACCUUGUAGCAACUUGAUAAGGGGCGGACCAUUAGAAAUCCCGGGAGGGGGGUAUAAAAUUUUUGCGGCACGAAUUUUUUUUUCAGUCUCAUGUCUCUGUAGGAAUUUUUUUUAAUGCAUUUAACCUCUGCACGAAUUUUUUUUCACCACUAUUUGUACUUUGCUGUUUGCUUGCACGAAUUUUUUUCUCUGACGUAAUGGCUGCACGAAUUUUUUUUCCAGGCAUUUUUCUUUGCACGAAUUUUUUUGGGGAAUUUUCACCCCACCUCCCGGGAUUUCUAAUGGUCCGCCCCUAAAAUAACAGCGUUGUUACAACUUGUUGACAAGCUUGCUACAAGCCUGAUGCGAACACAUCUUGUUGACAAGCUGUGAGUGACAACCUUGUAUCAACUUGAUGAAAUGACAGCAUUGUUACAACUUGUUGACAAGUUUGUUACAAUCCUCUUGUGAACACAUGUGUACUUGCGUGCAGUGUGUACUUGGGCAUUCCAUGACACAUUUUCGUCAACCAUUAUGCUGAAUGACUAGUCAUUUUAACGUUAUCAAUCUAGUAUCAAGUUCUAUAAAUUUUUAUUUCUCAUCUCUUCCAUUCAGGAUGCAGAAGACUUGAAAAACAGAACUGACAAUCUCAAGGUGCCGGACGCGAAAGUUUACGAUGACGUGAAGGACGCGGAGAAGAAGUUCAAAAACUACGAAGACCAGGCCGACAGAAAUGCACGCGUGGUGAAAAACGCGACAAAAAUGGCGAACGAAUCGAAAACGACCGCGAAAUCAGUCAUGGAGAUUAUAAAACAGGUCGGAUAUCAAAUUAGGGAACUCGAGUCGAACAUCGGCGAUAUUUCGGACCUGGACUACGAUAAAUUAGAAGAGCUUGAGAGGAAAAUUGCGGAGCAUGAAGCGAAGGACAUUGAACUGGAAGCCAGCGUUAAAGUCAUUCAAGAUAAGAAAGUGAAGAUCGGCCAGCAAAUUCAAAGUUAUUAUAUUGAUUUGAGAAAGUUGCAAGAAGCCUUGGUUGAACUAACAAAGAAUCAUGCAAAAUUACACCGGGUAUGCUUAAAGAAAAAGCCCGAGCCGAAUUAAGUUGUGCUGCAGAGCACGGGACCGCUCAUUAGUUAUACCGGCUUGUAGGACAACAAGAACUUUGAAGAUUUUUCUGCGCUGGAUUUUAAACACAGGCAGCAUCGACAUACAGACUGUCCCAAUAGAAAAGUAUACAUUUUGAAACUUUCCUAUUGUAAUAAUUUGAAUGCCUGAGCAUUACACGCGUAAAAACGCACAGCUUGUAACAAGUCUGCAAACAAGUUGUUACAAGUCUGUUCACAAGCUGACAACAAGUUGUCUUUGCACUGCUUGUUCCCAGUUGUUGCAACAAGUUUGUAACAAGCUGUUGACAAGCUUGAUGGCAUUAUCAGACUUGUUACAAGUUGUUUUGUUCAUACAAGUUUGAUGCAGUUAUGAUAUAAUAAAAUGGUAACAAUUGGGCACAAAAGUAUACAAAAUUUGCGAACUUUGCAAUGCUAUAUUUUCCGCAUUUUACAACAUUUCGCGACCAAACUUUUCAAUUUUACUCAUUUUUGUAUGCUCUUUCUAGCUGUGGUGAUCUACUUGCGUCUCUUUGCCUAGUUUUCAAUUUAGUCUAUAUGGGAAUUAUCUAUUUACCGAAACCUUUUCUUAGAAUUUUUAAAUUCUAAGAAAAGGUUUCGGUAAAUGACAAUAGACAAUUCCCAAUUAUAGACUAAAUUUAAAACUAGGCAAAGAGACGCAAGUAAAUCACCACAACUAGAAAGAGGUUUAAAAACCUCUUUAACCGUUUUAUUCUUCUGUCCCGAGAACUAGCAUUUCUAAUGAGCGGUCCCGGAAAACUGUCGUGGAAACAGAUAGGAUUUCUCCCAUCAAACACUGUAUCUAUAUCGGGAGAAAAAGGCGGAAAUUCCGUUUUAGAGUAAUGUUAUAGGAAACAUAUAUUAUCCAACGAGAACAAUUUUUAAGUUUAUAUUAGUUGUUUUAAGAUAUAGUUAAUAUCGCAUUUAGGUUUUAUUUGUCCUUAUUUAACAGGGCUAGCUUUGCUUUGUAUUAAAGAACGUCCCUAACUAAAUGUUUGUUUCGCCGUUCUUUUGUUUUUAUCGAGGCUUUUAUCCCAUUUUCUGGGGAAAAUGAAAUAGAUGUUUUUUGAACGAUUCAGUCUAUGAGCGAUACCAUGCUAUCUUAGGUAUUUCUUAGAUAUUUCUGCAGAGGAUCCAUUCUUGCAAAGGGCCUAUUUGGAUAGCAACAUUGUUGUAAUAUUGUUCCACAACCUGUUUUGGUUGUUUGAAUUACUUGGUCGGGGCUACAAUUAUCGGCAAACGGUGCCAUGAAACUUCUCCUUGCAGACAAAAAAUACAUUUUAGGACCGCUUUAAUCGGUACUGUCCCAUUUUAAUAAACUUUUCGGAAAAAUAGAAAUAUCCAAAGAUCUAAUCUUUUUCAAAGUUGCAACAUGUGACAUUUCGAUAUCAUUACCUGAGUUUUUAAAGGCCACGCCCAACGAACUGAAUUCGAUUAAUCGAUUUACUUACUAAUUGGAUGAAGUCUUACACCAAGUAUUGUAAUAAAUUUCAAUAUGGCGGGUGGAAUUGAAAUGUUUUGUUCGAGGUUUUACUGAGAAAUAUGGAAGAAAAUGAACUCCAAGAAGCUAUAACUCAGUAUAAACAAGAAGUAAGUACAAGUGUUACUGUAAAAGACCAUUUUUUAACACAAAACAGUUGCCGUAUAUAAAAAUAAAUGAGUGUUAGUGUAUAUUAAAUGCAACAAUAUAUGACGCUAUUUAACACAAAAUUUAUACACAGUCUAGAAACAUAACUAACAAACUGAUUCUAGGAUAUUAGACUAGUGAAUAUAGAUUUAAACAUAAUUUGUGUUUUGAACUGAUUGUAUAUAUAGUUGAACCAGAUUGAGGCUGUUCUACAAACUGACAACAAUGAUGAAUUGAGUCAACUGAAAAAUGACCUUGUUGAACUCAUCAAAACAACGGAAGGUAACCACUAAUCAAGGCUGGUUUUCAAUUAGUCGGCAACACUCACUGAUGUCGAUUCAGUUUAACCGUGUGUCGUAAUUCAUUGCUGACUGUUGCAAGAAAUAAAAAAAUUGUUUGGUUGCGACAGUCGGCAGUAGUCGCAGACACUCUACGAUAAUAAAACAAAUGAAAACACUAGAGCUUUGCGGUUAACCCGAAAAAUUCGGUUCUUCCGGUACUUUUUUAGCACCGAAAAAUUAUACAUAAAAGAACCGGUAGUUUCGGUUUUAAUUUCCCAUUUAACGCCCGCCAAACGCCCACCUGAUUGCAGCUCAAAAUGUUUGGAAAAUAACAAGAUUGUGCUCUUUGUGCACAAUAUGCACUGUACUAUAAGUGCUCAAAUAGUUGAUAUUUUAGUUGUGAUAGUUAGGGCUCUCGUUGAUAACAGACCAGUUGUGGUCUGAUGAGACCACCCUAUCAAAAUAAAAGUUUUAUCUAUCAUUGUUGUGCACUUGCUUUUUAAAAAGAUAUAUUUCAUGUUCAUAAAUAAAUUCCAAUUGUUCUUUUAAAAUAUUUAGAGAUUUAUACAAACUUACAAAGGCAUAAAUUCAUCUAUUUAGUAAAAAUGCUCGAAACAUACAUAAAUGAGUUCAUACAUUUGUACUGUUGUUCUUUUUUGAAAAUAACCAAAACCGAACAGAACCGAGGUUUUUCUGUUCCAAAAAACCCAGAACCGGGAUAAAGAAAUAGAAAAUACAAAUGCAAGUUGUUGGCAUUGACUUGGCAACACUAAUGACAACCAGCCUUCAAAUAUAGCUGAAAUAGUACUAGCCAGGGAAAUUAAUAUGUGUUGGUAAGAUGUAAACUUUCAAAUAAACUUGAUGCAGACAAUACAGGCAUUGUUUAUCACCAUCAUUGUUACACACUGAGGCCCCGUUUACACUAUACCGGAUUGCAUCGGAGCAUAGCGAUUUUCAUACCGGAUUCGGCUGCUGUUUACACUACGCCACAGUAAUCCGGUACGCGACGCGGAGCAAAAAUCACUCCGCUUUGGAGGUGAUAUGAAAAGUAAUCCGGUAUGUGCCAGAGCAGUGUAAACAGGCUAAUCCGGUACGCUUCGGUACAAAAUCAGUUUUGGCGUGUAUGUUUUAACAUUGUCGCCUUUAUUUGCUCGCUUUUACAAUACUUUAUAGCUGUUGUUUGUUUGGCCUUGCAACCAUUUACUAUUUCUGCCGAAUACAAGUAAAGAAAACGAUAAUAAUAUUGACUUUUUGCUUUCGAAAGAGCAAAAUUUAAAGAAAUACUCUGAAAUUUUGGAUUAGAGCGAAACGAAGCAACAUCUGGUGGUCAAGCUUUUUAAACAAAGUUAUACUUUACAAAGAAAAUGGGCUUUACUUCUUGUUUUUAAUAAAUUUUGGUAUAUUGGCUACUUGUUUCCAUAGCGACACUGAAAGACAUGAACUGGCAACAGAGCGAAGCGGCAUAGUGUAAACACCCUUGAUUUUUUACUUCGGAGUAAAAAUUAAUCCGGUAUGAAAAGUAAUCCGGUAUAGUGUAAACGGGGCCUGAGUCAGUUCCCUCAAACAUCUCCUACAAAUCCUUCAAAACUUAGAAUUCAUGUUGUAUGCAAAAUUGCCACUGUGUUCACAGAAGCUUAGACAGUCUAAGUUUUGUGCUCUUUUUUUAGAAAGUCUAUUAUGUGUGAAGAAAACAAAAUUACUGGAAUUGUUAAAUGAGGUUGAUGAGGACGAUAGUGACACAGAGGUACUUAAAAUGCAACUGUAUGUACGUUCGCUUUCUGCCAGAGUACCAGACUAUAUAGUUGCAUUUGUUGCAACUACUCCUGGUUAUGUUUAAAAUACAAAUCUAUGUUCAAGAAUUCCAUCUUGACAUUUAGGCACAAUGUGAAUCACUUUAUGAAGAUGACACAGGCCAACCAAGCUCAUCCUCGCCUUGUGUGUCAGAAAUUGAAAAAUCCAUUGCAGGAACGCGAUGUAGAGCUCCAUAUACUUUUGUAAGUUGAAACCAAACUAGAUAGGAUGUUUUCUAGCGAAUCAAACAGUCUAUCAAAUGAACCCAUUGAACACUUCUAGUGCUCUCCCCUUGACGAUCGAGUAAAAUUGUCUGACGUUAGACAGAGUAAAAUAAUAAAGUAGCUGCAUUGGAGUGCAAUGCAACUUAAUGGGUUAACUAGACACAUGAGCAGAUAAUCUGAUUAACCCAUUGAGCAGCAGCACUCCCCUUGACAAGUAAAUUAAAUAAUAGAGACAUUUAUUAGUCGCCCAAAAUCUAAAAUAAUAAAGUAGAGUAUGCAGUAAGGUUGGGUUAAUUAAUAUAAUGUUUGAAGGCGUUUCUAGACCUAACCAGGUGGGCCGUCUGGCAGGAAUGAAAUCUGUGGUUGUGCGAUUAACCAACGGAGCUACAGAGUCUGUGGUUAGGUCAGAAAAUUGUACGUAAUCUUCUGCUCAACAUUCCCAUCUACAAAACUCUUCAAACAUUAAUUCUAUUCGGCGAGAUGCCCAAAAUAUUGGAUAAUAGAAGUAAAUGAAUCAAGGGCUUGAAUUUUGUCGCGGCAAUUGCGGGAGAACAAAAUGCUGUGGAUCAUUGUGGCAACGACAGCAAUUUCUUGCCGUAUAGUAUAAUUUUUAUACUAUUCACUGUGCAUUACUAUUUUGAUACUUGAAUUCAAAUGUUGAUCAAAUCAUGCGUAAACUACUGUAUAAUUUACUCUCAGUUUUCUUCGAAAAAAAAACACUAAAGAAAUACGUAAACAUGUUUGCAGCUUGUCAGCAAUCCAAAGUAACAAUAAAAUGCAACUCGAAAAAAUGCCGGGGAAACUGCCAAAAUUGCCGUAGACAGCUGUUAGUACGUUCUACGGCAAUUUUUAACGCCAUUGCCGUCGAUUGAUUUCGGGAAAAUUCGAGGCCUGAAAUGAAUUUUGUUAUUUUUUUGUGUUUAAUGAUAAAGGACUGGGGUGUCGCAGGAUAUUAUAAUGCAAUGGUCUUAAGUGUUGAAGAAACGGAUAAUAGUGGUACUGAUGCUUUAAAGGUACAAAUCUUUAAACUUAGGGGUUCAACAUUUGCAAAAGCUAGCUAAUGAUGCUCGUUACAUGAAAUUUCUGUUAUUGGUGUAGAAAUUCCUAUAAAAAUAAAUUCCUAUACAAAGCAGUCCGAAACUCUUUAGGAAUAUCUGCAGGAAUUUUCUAAAGAAAUUCUUAUAGGACUCCUUAGGCCUAAACAAAAAUACCUGUGGUUCCGGUUUCAUAUCGUGAAAAAAUUAGGGUCGGUAGGUCGGAAAUAAAUUUUUUUUGGAAUAUUUUUUUCAUGGUUUUGGCAUUUUUUUUGCUGGGCGAUUUGCGGUUUGCAGUAGCGUCCUGAGAUCAAUAUUAACUAGAGAUGCAUAUUAUUUUCCUAUGGAUGAAUUUAGGCAAUUUGGUUCAAUAAUUAGUGUGACAACAGACGCCAUUUUGGCACGCUUUAUGAGCAACCCACAACCAUCCUGAGAAAAUAGGGUCGCACAGUCAAUCUCGUUGAAAAAAUAAUAGGGUCGGGUCGGCAGAAAAAAGUAGGGUCGGUCAGGAACCGGAACCACAGGUAUUUUUUUUAGAUUUAGGUAUAUACUAGAUUUAGGUAUAUACUAGAUGAAAGGUUUUGCCUGACCACAGGAAAUUUUGAGAUUUUUGGACUUAUUUAGUUCAAAAUCCUUUUUUUAAUCACACCACUAUCAUUGAAUCCAAUAAGCAUGUAAAUUUCUGGGGGGAUGUGCACAUUCCUCAAGGUUGGGUGGAAAACGUUCUACCAGGGUGCAAAAUAUUUUGGGGGGGGGGGCGUGCACCCUGGGUGGCACUCAAUGGACUCUCAAAGACAGAUGUUACCUGUCAUGAUUAUCAUAUGGUGUUUUAUAGCACUUUAAGCCAAUCUUACUGUACUUGUGACAGGCAAAAGUGUAUGGGAAAACUCAGGUGUGAGUGGUGUUUUCUUGCUAUAUUAUGAUUAUUGUUACUUACUGUACUGUACUUAUCUUGCUUCAGGUGCGUGUAUUAUUUACAAACCCCACACACAGAUCUAUGGUACCUUGUCCAUAUUUUCUUGAUGAAAAAUGUCGAUUUGAUGCUGAUGAAUGUAGGUAUGUGUAAGCUAAUGUUCUCAAUGGUAAAACACUGAAAGUGUCCUAGAGCACUUUAACAAUGCCAGGGUUGUCAAGUUUGAUAGUCUUUGCAACCUGUACUGUUAUAUGUUGUUUUCCAAAUUGCGAUUGAAACAAUGUUCACAAGAUGUGUUCACAACAGGCUUCUACCAAGCUUGUCAACAAGUUGUAACAAUGUUGUCAUUUUAUCAAGUUGCUACAAGGUUGUCACUCACAACUUGUCAACAAGAUAUGUUUGCAGCAGGCUUGUAGCAAGUUUACAAGUCAACAAGUUGUAAAAAUGUUGUCAUUUUAUUAAGUUGCAACAAGGUUGUCACUCACAGUUUGUCAACAAGAUGUUUUCAUACCAAGCUUGUAGCAAGCUUGUCAACAAGUUGUAACAAUGUUGUCAUUUCAUCAAGUUGCUACAAGGUUGUCACUCACAACUUGUCAAAAAGAUGUGUUUGCAGCAGGCUUGUAGCAAGUUUAUCAACAAGUUGUAAAAAUGUUGUCAUUUUAUUACUAUAAGUUACUACAAGGUUGUCACACACUUGUCAACGAGAUGUGUUUGCACCAACCUUGUUGCAAGCUUGUCAACAAGUUGUAACAAUGUUGUAAUUUUAUCAAGUUACUACAAGGUUGUCGCUCACAACUUGUCAACGAGAUGUGUUCGCAGCAGGCUUGUAGCAAGUUUGUCAACAAGUUGUAACAAGUUUGUCAACAAGUUGUAACAAUGUUGUUAUUUUAUCAAGUUGCUACAAGGUUGUCACUCACAACUUGUCAACAAGAUGUGUUUGCACCAACCUUGUAGCAAGUUUGUCAACAAGUUGUAACAAUGUUGUUAUUUUAUCAAGUUGCUACAAGGUUGUCACUCACAACUUGUCAACAAGAUGUAUUUGCAGCAGGCUUGUAGUAAGCUUGUCAACAAGUUGUAAAAAUGUUGUCAUUUUAUUAAGUUGCUACAAGGUUGUGAGUGACAACUCACAACUUGUCAACAAGAUGUGUUUGCAGCAGGCUUGUAGCAAGUUUGUCAACAAGUUGUAACAAUGUUGUUAUUUUAUCAAGUUGCUACAACGUUGUCACUCACAACUUGUCAACGAGAUGUGUUCGCAGCAGGCUUGUAGCAAGUUUGUCAGCAAGUUGUAACAAUGUUGUUAUUUUAUCAAAUUGCUACAAGGUUGUCACUCACAACUUGUCAACAAGAUGUGUUUGCAGCAGGCUUCUAGCAAGCUUGUCAACAAGUUGUAAAAAUGUUGUCAUUUUAUUAAGUUGCAACAAGGUUGUCACUCACAGUUUGUCAACAAGAUGUGUUCAUACCAAGCUUGUAGCAAGCUUGUCAACAAGUUGUAACAAUGUUGUCAUUUCAUCAAGUUGCUACAAGGUUGUCACUCACAACUUGUCAAAAAGAUGUGUUUGCAGCAGGCUUGUAGCAAGUUUAUCAACAAGUUGUAAAAAUGUUGUCAUUUUAUUACUAUAAGUUACUACAAGAUUGUCACACACUUGUCAACGAGAUGUGUUUGCACCAACCUUGUUGCAAGCUUGUCAACAAGUUGUAACAAUAUUGUUAUUUUAUCAAAUUGCUACAAGGUUGUCACUCACAACUUGUCAACGAGAUGUGUUUGCAGCAGGCUUGUCAACAAGUUGUAACAAUAUUGUCAUUUUAUCAAGUUGCUACAAGGUUGUCACUCACAACUUGUCAACAAGAUGUGUUUGCAGCAGGCUUGUAGUAAGCUUGUCAACAAGUUGUAAAAAUGUUGUCAUUUUAUUAAGUUGCUACAAGGUUGUCACAACUUGUCAACAAGAUGUGUUUGCAGCAGACUUGUAGCAAGUUUGUCAACAAGUUGUAACAAUGUUGUUAUUUUAUCAAGUUGCUACAACGUUGUCACUCACAACUUGUCAACAAGAUGUGUUUGCAGCAGGCUUGUAGCAAGUUUGUCAACAAGUUGUAACAAUGUUGUUAUUUUAUCAAGUUGCUACAAGGUUGUCACUCACAACUUGUCAACAAGAUGUGUUUGCCCCAACCUUGUAGCAAGUUUGUCAACAAGUUGUAACAAUGUUGUUAUUUUAUCAAGUUGCUACAAGGUUGUCACUCCCAACUUGUCAACAAGAUGUGUUCGCACCAAGCUUGUCAACAAGUUGUAAAAAUGUUGUCAUUUUAUUAAGUUGCUACAAGGUUGUUACUCACAGCUUGUCAACAAGAUGUGUUCGCACCAAGCUUGUCAACAAGUUGUAAAAAUGUUGUCAUUUUAUUAAGUUGCUACAAGGUUGUCACUCACAACUUGUCAACAAGAUGUGUUUGCAGCAGGCUUGUAGCAAGUUUGUCAACAAGUUGUAACAAUGUUGUUAUUUUAUGAAGUUGCUACAAGCUUGUCACUCACAACUUGUCAACAAGAUGUGUUUGCAGCAGGCUUGUAGGAAGCUUGUCAACAAGUUGUAACAAUGUUAUUAUUUUAUCAAGUUGCUACAAGCUUGUCACUCACAACUUGUCAACAAGAUGUGUUUGCACCAACCUUGUAGCAAGCUUGUCAACAAGUUGUAACAAUGUUGUUAUUUUAUCAAGUUGCUACAAGGUUGUCACUCACAACUUGUCUACAAGAUGUGUUUGCAGCAGGGUUGUAACAAGUUUGUCAACAAGUUGUCGCAAGUUUGUAGCCCAACCUUUUAACAAGUUUGUCAACAAGUUGUAACAAUGUUGUUAUUUUAUCAAGUUGCUACAAGGUUGUCACUCACAACUUGUCAACAAGAUGUGUUUGCAGCAGGCUUGUGGCAAGCUUGUCAACAGGUUGUAACAAUGUUGUUAUUUUAUCAAGUUGCUACAAGGUUGUCACUCACAACUUGUCAACGAGAUGUGUUUUCAGCAGGCUUGUCAACAAGUUGUAACAAUAUUGUCAUUUUAUCAAGUUGCUGCAAGGUUGUCACUCACAACUUGUCAACAAGAUGUGUUUGCAGCAGGCUUGUAGUAAGCUUGUCAACAAGUUGUAAAAAUGUUGUCAUUUUAUUAAGUUUCUACAAGGUUGUCACUCACAACUUGUCAACAAGAUGUGUUUGCAGCAGACUUGUAGCAAGUUUGUCAACAAGUUGUAACAAUGUUGUUAUUUUAUCAAGUUGCUACAACGUUGUCACUCACAGCUUGUCAACAAGAUGUGUUUGCAGCAGGGUUGAAGCAAGUUUGUCAACAAGUUGUCACAAUUUUGUCAACAAGUUGUAACAAUCUUGUUAUUUUAUCAAGUUGCUACAAGGUUGUCACUCACAACUUGUCAACAAGAUGUGUUUGCAGCAGGCUUGUAGCAAGCUUGUCAACAAGUUGUAACAAUGUUGUUAUUUUAUCAAGUUGCUACAAGGUUGUCACUCACAACUUGUCAACGAGAUGUGUUUGCACCAAGCUUCUAGCAAUUUUGUCAACAAGUUGUAACAAUAUUGUUAUUUUAUCAAAUUGCUACAAGGUUGUCACUCACAACUUGUCAACGAGAUGUGUUUGCAGCAGGCUUGUCAACAAGUUGUAACAAUAUUGUCAUUUUAUCAAGUUGCUACAAGGUUGUCACUCACAACUUGUCAACAAGAUGUGUUUGCAGCAGGCUUGUAGUAAGCUUGUCAACAAGUUGUAAAAAUGUUGUCAUUUUAUUAAGUUGCUACAAGGUUGUCACUCACAACUUGUCAACAAGAUGUGUUUGCAGCAGACUUGUAGCAAGUUUGUCAACAAGUUGUAACAAUGUUGUUAUUUUAUCAAGUUGCUACAACGUUGUCACUCACAACUUGUCAACAAGAUGUGUUUGCAGCAGGGUUGAAGCAAGUUUGUCAACAAGUUGUCACAAUUUUGUCAACAAGUUGUAACAAUCGUGUUAUUUUAUCAAGUUGCUACAAGGUUGUCACUCACAACUUGUCAACAAGAUGUGUUUGCAGCAUGCUUGUAGCAAGCUUGUCAACAAGUUGUAACAAUGUUGUUAUUUUAUCAAGUUGCUACAAGGUUGUCACUCACAACUUGUCAACGAGAUGUGUUUGCACCAAGCUUCUAGCAAUUUUGUCAACAAGUUGUAACAAUAUUGUUAUUUUAUCAAAUUGCUACAAGGUUGUCACUCACAACUUGUCAACGAGAUGUGUUUGCAGCAGGCUUGUCAACAAGUUGUAACAAUAUUGUCAUUUUAUUAAGUUGCUACAAGGUUGUCACUCACAACUUGUCAACAAGAUGUGUUUGCAGCAGGCUUGUAGUAAGCUUGUCAACAAGUUGUAAAAAUGUUGUCAUUUUAUUAAGUUGCUACAAGGUUGUCACUCACAACUUGUCAACAAGAUGUGUUUGCAGCAGACUUGUAGCAAGUUUGUCAACAAGUUGUAACAAUGUUGUUAUUUUAUCAAGUUGCUACAUCGUUGUCACUCACAACUUGUCAACAAGAUGUGUUUGCAGCUGGGUUGAAGCAAAUUUGUCAGCAAGUUGUCACAAGUUUGUCAACAAGUUGUAACAAUCUUGCUAUUUUAUCAAGUUGCUACAAGGUUGUCACUCACAACUUGUCAACAAGAUGUGUUUGCAGCAGGGUUGAAGCAAGUUUGUCAACAAGUUGUCACAAGUUUGUCAACAAGUUGUAACAAUGUUGUUAUUUUAUCAAGUUGCUACAAGGUUGUCACUCACAACUUGUCAACAAGAUGUCUUUCCCCGAACCUUGUUGCACGUUUGUCAACAAGUUGUAACAAUGUUGUUAUUUUAUCAAGUUGCUACAAGGUUGUCACUCCCAACUUGUCAACAAGAUGUGUUCGCACCAAGCUUGUCAACAAGUUGUAAAAAUGUUGUCAUUUUAUUAAGUUGCUACAAGGUUGUCACUCACAACUUGUCAACAAGAUGUGUUUGCAGCAGGCUUGUAGUAAGCUUGUCAACAAGUUGUAACAAUGUUGUUACUUUAUCAAGUUGCUACAAGCUUGUCACUCACAACUUGUCAACAAGAUGUGUUUGCACAAACCUUGUAGCAAGUUUGUCAAGAAGUUGUAACAAUGUUGUUAUUUUAUCAAGUUGCUACAAGGUUGUCACUCACAACUUGUCAACAACAUGUGUUGCAGCAGGGUUGUAGCAAGUUUGUCAACAAGUUGUAACAAGUUUGUCAACAAGUUGUAAGAAUGUUGUUAUUUUAUCAUGUUGCUACAAAGUUGUCACUCACAACUUGUCAACAAGAUGCGUUUGCACCAUCCUUGUAGCAAGUUUGUCAACAAGUUGUAACAAUGUUGUUAUUUUAUCAAGUUGCUACCAGGUUGUCACUCACAACUUGUCAACGAGAUGUGUUUGCAGCAGGCUUGCAUGUAGCAAGUUUGUCAACAAGUUGUAACAAUGUUGUUAUUUUAUCAAGUUGCUACAAGGUUGUCACUCACAACUUGUCAACAAGAUGUGUUUGCAGCAGGCUUGUAACAAGCUUGUCAACAAGUUGUAAAAAUGUUGUAACAAUGUUGUUAUUUUAUCAAGUUGCUACAAGGUUGUCACUCACAACUUGUCAACGAGAUGUGUUUGCACAAACCUUGUUCCAAGCUUGUCAACAAGUUGUAACAAUGUUGUUAUUCUAUCAAGUUGCUACAAGCUUCUCACUCACAACUUGUCAACAAGAUGUGUUCACAGCAGGCUUGUAGCAAGCUUGUCAACAAGUUGUAACAAUGUUGUUAUUUUAUCAAGUUGCUACAAGCUUGUCACUCACAACUUGUCAACAAGAUGUGUUUGCACCAACCUUGUAGCAAGCUUGUCAACAAGUUGUAACAAUGUUGUCAUUUUAUCAAGUUGCUACAAGGUUGUCACUCACAACUUGUCAACAAGAUGUGUUUGCACCAACCUUGUAGCAAGCUUGUCAGCAAGUUGUAACAAUGUUGUUAUUUUAUCAAGUUGCUACAAGGUUGUCACUCACAACUUGUCAACAAGAUGUGUUUGCCCCAACCUUGUAGCAAGUUUGUCAACAAGUUGUAACAAUGUCGUUAUUUUAUCAAGUUGCUACAAGGUUGUCGACAACUCACAACUUGUCAACGAGAUGUGUUCGCACCAAGCUUGUCAACAAGUUGUAAAAAUGUUGUCAUUUUAUUAAGUUGCUACAAGGUUGUCACUCACAGCUUGUCAACAAGAUGUGUGCGCGUCAGGCUUGUAGCAAGCUUGUCAACAAGUUGUAACAAUGUUGUCAUUUUAUCAAGUUGCUACAAUGUUGUCACUCACAACUUGUCAACAAGAUGUGUUCGCGUCUGGCUUGUGGCAAGCUUGUCAACAAGUGGUAACAAUGUUGUCAUUUUAUCAAGUUGCUACAAGGUUGUCGCUCACAACUUGUCAACAAGAUGCGUUCGCACCAAGCUUGUAGCAAUCUUGUCUACAAGUUGUAACAAUAUUGUUAUUUUAUCAAGUUGCUACAAGGUUUGUCAUUCACAGGUUGUCAACAAGAUGCGUUCUCACCAAGCUUGUCAACAAGUAGCUACAAGUGUGCUACAAGGUUGUCGCUCACAACUUGUCAACAAGAUGCGUUCGCACCAAGCUUGUAUGUAACAAUGUUGUUAUUUUAUCAAGUUGCUACAAGGUUGUCACUCACAACUUCUCAACAAGAUGUGUUCGUAGCAAGUUUGUCAACAAGUUGUAAAAAUGUUGUCAUUUUAUCAAGUUGCUACAAGGUUGUCACUCACAACUUGCCAACAAGAUGCGUUCGCACCAAGCUUGUAGCAAGCUUGUCAAAAAGUUGUAACAAUAUUGUUAUUUUUUUUAAGUUGCUACAAGGUUGUCACUCACAACUUGUCAACAAGAUGCGUUCGCACCAAGCUUGUAGCAAGUUUGUCAACAAGUUGUAAAAAUGUUGUCAUUUUCACUCACAACUUGUCAACAAGAUGUGUUCGCACGAAGCUUGUCAACAAGUUGUAACAAUAUUGUUAUUUUAUCAAGUUGCUACAAGUUUGUCACUCACAACUUGUCAACAAGAUGUAUUUGCACCAACCUUGUAGCAAGCUUGUCAACAAGUUCUAACAAUGUUGUUAUUUUAUCAAGUUGCUACAAGGUUGUCACUCACCACUUGUCAACAAGAUGUGUUCGCACCAAGCUUGUAGCAAGCUUGUCAACAAGUUGUAACAUGGUUGUAACAAUGUUGUUAUUUCAUCAAGUGCUACACACGUAAAAAUCUCGCAUCUUGUAAUAAGUCUGCAAAUAAGCCGUCAACAAGAUGUGUUCGCAGCAGGCUUGUAGCAAGUUUGUCAACAAGUUGUAAUAAUGUUGUUAUUUUAUCAAGUUGCUACAAGGUUGUCACUCACAACUUGUCAACAAGAUGUGUUUGCAGCAGGCUUGUAGCACGUUUGUCAACUAGUUGUAAUAAUGUUGUUAUUUUAUCAAGUUGCUACAAGGUUGUCACUCACAACUUGUCAACAGGAUGUGUUCGCAGCAGGCUUGUAGCAAGUUUGUCAACAAGUUGUAAUAAUGUUGUUAUUUUAUCAAGUUGCUACAAGGAUGUCACUCACAACUUCUCAACAAGAUGUAUUUGCAACUUCACACCAAACUUGUAGCAAGUUUGUCAACAAGUUGUAACAAUGUUAUCAUUUUAUAAAGUAACAAGUUGUAACAAUGUUGUCAUUUUAUAAAGUUGCUACAAGAUUGUCACUUAAACUUGUCAACAAAAUGUGUUCGUGGCAGACUUGUAGCAAGCUUGUCAACAAGUUGUAACAAAAUUGUCAUUUUGUCAAGUUGCUACAAUACUGCCAAGAAAUAACUUAACCCUGUACCCAUCCACUUAACCUAACCCAUCCACUCUGCCUGCGUCCAGAACACCCGCGGCGGCGUCCAUGACGCCCGCGUCUUGUGUCUGCUCUGCCCGCUUCCCACCUCCAAUGCGCCCGCGUCCACCCUCUAGCUAAAAGCUGCGUCCGUCGUCGUAAUAUAAUCGGAAAAACGGACUAAUAUUUGCAUUAUACUCGUAUGUACAGUAGUUUGUCAUUAGAAUACAAAUCACGAAACUAGAAAUACCUAGGGUUAGCGCUUUAAUAUAACUUUGAACAAUCGGCCCCAUGUACAUAAAUAUUUAAUGUAUUUUUAUAUCUUUGUUUUUAGAUACUCUCAUGGUCAUGUUGUUAAUAUGGCAGAACUUAAAGCUUACGAGGAACCCGAUUUCAGGUAAAUAUUAGAAGCGAAAGGCAGGGGCGUAGGAACCGGGGGGGCAGGGGGGGCCAGGCCCGCCAAGUUUUGCCAAGUGCCCUUUUUCCGGGAGCAAAGUGCCCUUUUUUUGCGUGAAAAAUUUUCAUUAAGAUUGCAUUGUUUGCCCAAAGGGCACUUGAAUCUAUGUUAUUUCCGGAAAAGUUUUUUCAUAUCCGAGAAAAAUAUUAUAUAUCCGGAAAAGUUUUUGCUAUGUCCGGAAAAUUUUUUUCGUAUUUAGGAAAAAAUGUGGUAUAUCCGGAAAAUGUUUUUAGUUAUGUCCGAAAUUUUUUUUCGAGAUGACGUCCCCCUCCCCCCUUCGCCAACAUUUCCGGGAAAAAUUUUAGAUGCCCUUUUUUUUCGAAAAGUGCCCUAGAAGCUUCCUACGCCCCUGACGAAAGCGCAUCAGCUAAAACUAGUGAUAACCCGUCCUAUAAUCACCAGUGUUAUCCAAUUUAAUUAAAUUAAGGUAGCACGAUACAGUUUUCAAAUAAUUCAGGUGUACAAGAGUUUGAUCUUUUUGAACUUCAUAUUUUUGGGCGUUUUUUUGAGCAGAUAUGAAGAUGUUCAAAUAUUUUAUAUUUCUUCUCACAAAUUGUGCUAGUUUUGGAUACCCAUAGUUUGUUGUUAUGACAACACACACGUACGAAAUUUAAUCGCUUUAUGUGCAGCAGUUGGAAAAAUACGAUGACCCUCAAUUUGUUUUUCGUGCAUCAUUUUACUUAGAGCAUGGACUAACAAUAUAAAACAUUACAUAAAACAAGUAAAACAAAAUAUAAUAAUAUAUUAAACAGUCAUAUAAAAUAUUGAAACUUUUUAAUGAAUAUUACAGUGUGCUAAAACUCCAUAUUUGGUCACUGGCAGGGCUCAAAAUAACGGCUGGUCAACGGACAAUGACCGGCCAAAAAUGCCUCUUGACCGGUCAUUUUUUUACCUCACCGGUCAUUUUGACCGGCCACACUUUCAUCCCAUCCAAUGUGAUUGCUGACGUCUUGAAUUAAAACUAUGAUAUAUCGAAACAAGUUUUUAAUACUUUGUUUCACUGUUAGUGUAAGCGUAUCAAUAACCGGUCAAAAACAGAUUUUGACCGAGCUAAAAUCAAGUUUAUCGGUCAUUUUGACCGGAGACCUAUCUCCCGUUAUUUUGAGCCCUGGAUCAGCUAUUCAGUUGAUAUGACGAUUUCUCAGCUGGCUGUUAGCCAAUAAAUAAGUAAUAAUUAUUUAUAUCUAAUUAUUUUUGUAUUUACAGCUUACUAAAAGUUGAUGGCAAAUGUUUGGUGAAAUACGAGGAUGGGAUUUGGUACAAGGCGACCAUAUUGUAUGUAUAUUAUUACAGUUGUGGAUUUAUAGAUGCUUCUGUUUCUUCAUAUUGUAGUAGUAAUGUAGAAUCAGUAGGGGUUUAACACCUCUACAGGACGUCGUAAUAAAACAAUUUAUAAAAUAACAUGUAUAUAACGCGUGCUCUGAUUGGUCGAAACCCGUGUUUGGAUCAGGCCAUCCAAACACGGAAAUUUAAAUUGAAAGUUUUUUAAAGUGAAAUUUUAACACGGAAAGUUGUUAUUUUAUAAAACAACUACUUUAUGGUUUCCGUAUUUGGAUGGCCUCAUCCAAACACUUGGGAAUGUUGCUCGAGUUAUGAAAAGUGCGCAAAAUCACUCUCCUUCGGCUCGUGUUUCGCGCGCUUUUCUUAACUCUCGCAACAUUCCCACGUGUUUGGAUCAGGCCAUCCAAACACGGAAACCAUAAAGUUAUUGUAUAUUCUUCUUUGCUAGGUCUUUAAGUGCGGACAACGUUGGUAUUCAUUAUGACACAUACAACAUGGAUAAAACAGUCAAGUUACAAGAUGUUCUUCCUAACGAAGGUGAAGGGAUUCAUUUACAGUAUCUUGACUUUUGUGGGAGGGGCGAGGCUACAGGGGGGGUUCUGGACAAAAUCCUAACAUUUAUCAGUCAUGACUGGCAAGGACCUGUCGUGGUAGCUACACCCAUAUGGUAUCCCUGAGAAAAUUUUCUUCAAAGCCACUAUAGAUCAGUUCAUACAUGGCCCAGUUAACCAGAAAAGUCACCUGCGUCCAAGAUUUGCAUGCCAUUGUUAAUGCGGAGAGAAAUGUGUUCAAAUGAGAAACAAGCCAACCCAGCUAGGUGGAAUCUCAGUCAAGUUGGAUAAAAUUGUGGAAGACUUGAGAUGAGGGUACCAUUCUACUGCAUCCCUGAAAUAGAAAACAUUACUCCGAGUACUUGUACUGUCUUCUUUUUUAGCUUCCGCAAAUUGAAGAGACCCUUAUUAGACUGGGGGCACCGACCAUGUUGUUCUUUUCUUUCCCCCAUGGCAACCUUGUUAGGUUGGGGCAUUGGCUAUGACCCCCAUCCUAGUCUUGGCAGACGAUGUUUUGGGAGCCAUAUAUGCCCCCCAUCCCAGUUUUGGCAGACGAUUUUUUUUAAUAUUCCUUGUGUGAUGAUAUUUUCAGACCAAGAAGAUGAUUCUGACGAUGCUGGUGAUUCAUCAAGUGAAGAUGAGGAUAAUGAGAUCGGUGAGGAGAAAGUGAUUGCAGAAUUUUGUCAAGUCAGCGAUGUUGGAGGCAGCGGAGCCCUGGGGGACUGGGAGAGACACACAAAGGUAAGUUCUGAACUGAAUGAUGCCUAGUUUGUUUGAAGUACUUACUCGUUGAUUCUUCGUUAAAAUGAAGCUCACCAAAUUAAGAUGUGACUGGAAUCUUUAUCUACCGGGUGUGUCCCAAAAAAAUGGACACUGUUUGAUUUGAUGUAACGUAAAAGCUAUAAAAGCUAUUGCAAUGAAAUAAAGAUCAUUGCAUUCAGAAAGGACAUAAAUAGCACAGUCAAUAUUUCAUGUACAGAGAGUACAGUAAAUUCAAGUGUUAUACUACUAUAUCAAAAUCUAAGUUAGUCCUUUCUGAAUGCAAUGAUCUUUAUUUCAUUGCGAUCGAUAGCUUUGACGUUACAUGAAAUCAAACAGUGUCCAGUUUUUUUCCGACAAAGGGUAGUACAUCCCCCCAAACUAUAUUUGAGAGGUUCACGUUUGAGUUCCACUAUCGCUACCUCUCUUAAUACGCAUUUGAUUGGUUAAUCGGGUAGAAUAAAUGCAUUUGAUUGGCUAGUGGUAAUGGUAGCUGUACUGCAAGUCAAAAUCUGAACCUUUCUACUCUAUGUGCUGCUGCUGGUGUUAAGGAAUGUCAUUCUUUUAGGGAAUUGCUUCAAAGCUUAUGGCAAAGAUGGGAUACGUUUUUGGGUAAGUAUAAAAUUUACAACAUUCGUAUGCUUUCGACUCCACAAGUUACUACGGCCAAGAAAAGGAAAUACGUUGGUUUCAAGUUUGUUGUUGCAAAAACGAGGUGGCGUAGGUCCAGAUUGAAAGGUUUUAUUUUGCGCAGGAAAGACUGUUUCUUUGCCAAUGAUGUGCUGAAACAAUGAAAACCUUCGCAGAAAAUGUUGGCAGACAUGGGUCCUAGAGUUAGAGUGUGUUUUUGUCAAAUCAGAAAUCUGUGUGGGCUUUUGUUUUACAAAAGAUGCCCAUUGCAUCAGCACAGUUUCUUCGCUUCGGAGAAAACUCUCAUUUUGUGACGUCUAAUUUGGCAAGGACUUUGCAACAAACUACAGAUAAACAUAUUAGGCUCGGUGAUUUCAGUGGCCAAAAAAUAGGUAGGGUUAUAGGAAACCGAAAACUUAGGCAUUUUUUUCUUGGCGUAACCCUCAGCAUCUUAUAUAUCUGUAACUACUACCUUUUGAGCCUCAGUGGUGUAACUUUACUUUUUUGAUCGACCACUUCCCCUGAGGGCAAGUUGGACAUGAAAAUUAGUUGCCCUGAAUAAAAUUCACUUGCCAUCAGACAAUGGCCACUGGGAUACCUACUGUAUAGGUAGGGGGUAUAAAUUAAGGGGACAACAUGUUGACCCGUUCUCCUACUGCUCUCCAGCUUGGCUCACAAAAAAAAACAAAAUUUGAAUCAAGUACAUGGACUAUAAAAAAUUUAUCCGACAUUGAAAACAUUAAAGAUGGCCAGGUUUUUUGACAAGGCAAGCAAGCAAGAUAAAACGUUUACUUGCCCGUCAUGAUAUUCACUUGCCCCGGGCAAGCGGGAAAAUAUUAAGUUACUGUACACCUCUGCAGUCUCCUCUUAAAUAAGCUUAAUGAGGGAAUAUUUUACCUUUAUACAGGAAAGGUCUGGGGAAGAACGAAGAUGGUCGAGUAGAACCUGUUGAAAUAAUUCUGUUACCGACAGGUUAGUUUUCACGAAUAAGGUCAUUUUCAAACUUAUUUUCCUCUGGGCGCAUCUGAUUGGUAGCGAAAAAAUAUUUUCCCAACAUUUUUUUUCGCCAAUCGAUUGCAUUACCGAAAUCUGUUUUUCGCUUCGUGUGAACAAAUUCACCUGGUAGAAUUAACAGGGCCGCCGAGAGGGGGGGGGGGCAAAUUGCCCCGUACCCCCACCUUAAUAGGGCCCCCAACUUGAGAGCGAGAGCCUAAAAUUGAGUAGGUUCUUUAAAUUGGUUGGAGCAUUUUUGAAAUUGAGGAUCCCUUACAGUAGUUCCACAUGCAGUCUAGCUAAGGUCUAGUUGGGUGACUGACGUGGGUGUGCUUACAAAUAAUGAUGUCAUGGGGCCCCCAGAGAAGAUAUGGCCCGGGCCCCGCGAAUUCUCUCUUGGCAGCCCUGGGUCGAAAACGGGUUUGACUUCGAUAUUUAGAGGAAUACUUAUCUUUUCCAUUAUUAUAGGCAAGUCUCUUGAUGCAUGCGCAGAACUACGUGAAAAGAAUAAACUUAAACAGCCGUUUAAACGAAAGAAAACGAAAGGCAAUCAAAACUCUAAAGUUAAUCAGGUAUAACGAUUCAAUACAACCGUUUGCAAUCAAUUCGCGGCCAUAUUAUCUGGGAAUGUUACAAAUUGAACUAUUAAGUGAAUGGUACUUUAAUGUACAUUUAUGCUAAUUUUGUGUAUCUUAUUCAAUUGCAAGGUCCCAGUUCAAGAUGUCUUUGAUUUCAUCAAUAAUACUCUUGGGGGCAGAAAAGGUACAGUAUACUGCAUACGGUUGAAAGGUUUAUGUAGAGAUGGAAAUUUGCAGCGUAAAUAAACUACAUGCAUUUUUAAAGGGCACAUGACUCGAAAAUUGACGUUGUUAUUUUUUAGUCUAAUUUGAAAGAUCAUUGAAAACUGUAGAGUAACUUCUUUGAUAGAUUUUUGUUUUCUUGCUUCGUUUUGAAGAUAUUUCAUGUUUGUAUGAUAUGCAAAGGACAAACUUCCUACGUCACAUAUGCAUAAUGAUUUAGCCCUAAAAGUUCUAUAUCUUUAAUACAACUAAACACAAUCAGUAGAAAACCUACAUGGAUGUUGUUGUUGUGGACACAUUCGUGCUCAUCAUUCAUUUUGAGCGAAUUUAUUUGAUAGUGACAAAAUUAUAUAACAUUUUAAAGUAAUUCAUUAUGCAUAUGUGACGUAGAAAGUUGGUCUUUGCAUAUCAUACAAAAUGAAAUAUCUCCAAAACGAAGCAAGAAAACAAAAAUCUGACAAAGAAGUUACUCUACUGUUUUCGAUGAUCUUUCAAAUUAGACUAAAAAUUACAACGUCGAUUUUCGAGUCAUAUGCCCUUUAAAGGUGAUCUACAGUCCGAUCUGCGCAUGUGCACAAAUGAGCCCACUUUUUAUGAUACAAACAGUUUAACUAUGUUUUGAGUUCUUGAAAAGCCUGAUUGUUGUUUCUUGAUAAUUUAUUAUACUCUAGAAGCUUGAAAAUAUAAAUAGUUGUCGAAUAAAGCUCAAUAUUUUGGACACAAAAAUGUAAACAAAGGCUUUGUUUACAUACGGACUGUAGAUCAUCUUUAAUUGCGAAAAAUGCAACCACAUAGUCCAACCUCCGACAGGAAUCGAACCCACGACCCUGCGAUUCUGGUGCUGAGCUCUGAGCACUGGGCCAGUUUCCGAGAAUUAGUCAAUCAGAAUUGUGUAAUUUAAUAUUUUCAGGAAACAUAGAAGAUUUAAAACAGAAUCAGCAAUGUGACACGCUCGAUCGCAGGAAAUCGGGAAAAAGUAAAAAUGACAGAAAUUAUAAUGUCGAGGUAUGUAGGUCCCUAAAGCGCAUUAGUUUUCUUCAGUGAAGUAAUGCGAGCCUCCAGCAAUUACUGGUCAGUUGCAUGAAAAUUUCGGUUAAAUUUUAAAUGACGCCACAGAAUGUGAAGAAACAGCGGCUAAACGGCUUUUGCGUUACAUGAAAUCAAACAGUGUCCAAUACUAAAACAAUAUUUUAUGAACGAGCGCAGCGAAUAAGUAAAAUAUUGUUUUUAACACGAGCAGAUAAAAGUCUUAUAUCGUCAAGCCACCCAGUGGCGCCGUGGCCGGGGGGGGGGGGCUAGGGGGGGGCCAUGGCCCCCCUAUUGUUGAAACCCGUCGGAAAAUUGUCAAUAUUGUCGGAAAAUUUCAAAACGGUUAGCCGCCAUUUUGAAAAUUCUAGUUUUGUGGGGGGGCAGGAGGGGCAGCCGCCCCGUUGCCCUCUACCAGGCGGGGCAAGGGGGGCAAAGGUGCCCUUCCAAUUUAAAGGUUGCCUUGGCGAAAUAGCGAAUUGUCAGAAAUGUUAGUGCAAUUCUUUUACGAAUUUGCUUCAGAAAACGCAAGAAAUGCAGUCAUCGAGCUUCAAGAAUAGCACAAUCGCCUGGCGGAGAACCCCCUCACACCCCUAUCAUCCAAUAAAUAGAAAACAAGAUUAGGCGAAGUUCAACUCCCGAUGUUUUGCAAACAUCUUAGUUUAUAUCAAUUCAAAAGUGUCCUUUCACGAAAAUCUGCCCCCCCCCCCUUGCCUUCACAUCGUUCCGGCGUCCCUGGAUUAAUACGUCGAAUUUGACCAAUCAACUUGCAGGAAAAAAUACUAAUGCUGUUAAUUUUUUCUCUCUUAUGUUCCCAUGCAGCUAUUUAAACUGGAAGAAGAAAAAUCUAGAAUACAAAAGAUGCUCAGUAAACAACAUGAUUCUGUGUCAAGAAAUAACGGAAAGUAAGUUUGAAUUUAAUCUUCUUUAAUGGCGUAUAUACUUUAGUUGAAUGAAUGAUUCCAGGAAUAGAUUAAAUUUUGAUCUAGGCAAGAAGAACAAAAUCCAUCACCACAGCUAGAAAGAGCAUGUUGAAAUGAGUAAAAUUGCAAAGUUUGGUUGCGAAAUGUUGUAAAAUGAGGAAAAUAUAGCCCUGCGAAAUCUGAAAUUUGCAAAUGUUGUAUCAUUUGCAUGUGUUUAAUACGCGCGGGAAAAUGCAUAUCAGUCCCGCGCGUAAUACAAAUUAAUACAAAAUUUGCAAAUUUCGUACGCCUAUAUUUUCCGCAUUUUACAACAUUUCGCGGCCAAAUUUACUUAUUUCAACAUGCUCUUUCUAUAGCUGUGGUGAUAGGUUUUGUUCUUCUUGCCUACAUCAAAAUGUAGUCUAUAGCUGGAACCAUGUAUUAAUCAUAUAGCAUUGCGCUCAUAACUUAUGAGCGAUAUGAUAACACAUAUUCAUCAUUUGUAUAUACUGUAGAUUAUUAUUAUUAUUAAAAAAUAUUUUACACAGGAUAAAAAAUGCUUCAGUGACUAUUCACUGCUAUCAACGCAUGUCCUGUUUACCUAAAACUACUAAAAAUUAUGAGUAUAAAAAGUCAAUAUAUUAAAAAUAUUAAAAAUCUAACUGCAGUCAAUUCUGCAAAGGAUUAUAAUGAACUAAGGUUCUCUUUCAGUUUUCGUUUAAAAAGCAUAAAACUGUCAAUUUCCAAUUCUCUAAUAUCUUUGGGCAAUUUGUGGAAUUCAAUUGCUCCAUUAUAAUAAAAGGCAUGCUUUGUGGAUUCCAAGCGUAUUUUGGUAAUAGAGAGAUAUUAUGCACGUACGCGCUUGCGACGAGAUAUGGAUUUUAUGUUCGAGUGGCAAAAACAAUAUCUCACGAGUCAGCGCAGCGAACGAGUGAGAUAUUGUUUUUGACGCAAGAACAUAAAUCUAUAUCUUCUUACAACCGUUUAGUGAUAUGUUUAUCAGAUAUGGACUCAUUCAGAGUGACAAAAAUACACGCAAAGUCAAGACGACAUGUAAAUAAGCACGCCAAAGACCAGAAUAAAAGCGAUGGUCCCGGAUGUAGUGUGUAUGAGUUUUAUACGAGUGUUUUAGUUUCCAGUAAAACACCAUUGUCCAUAUAAUAAAAUAUAGACUAUUUGUGCAAUGUCCAUGUGUAUGAAUGAUUUUUAAACGCUGGAUUGUUUUGUUUUUCGAAGGGACGCGAACCUGAUUACACAAGCAAAGCAGAAAAUGGAAGCCAUGGAAGGUAGGAUAAAAGAUAUUGAAAAACAAACAAAACAACUUAAACAGAGAAUUCAUCAAAAUAACGAGCACAAAAAAUUGACAGUUUUCUAAUGUACUUAUCAAUAGAGACCAACGCAUGUAUAUAUAUAAGAUAAUAAGACCGUUACAAAUAAUUGCUUUUACCCACUUUCGUCAUUAGCGCCGCCAAGCGCGCGGAGGAGGGGAGGGGUGGGGGGGGAGAAAGCCCAGCGCCUGCCAAUGAAUUAAGCCUCCCGAGUAUAUUCCGACAAUAUAAUCAUGAUUUCAUAGCCACUGCUAAAAGCUGAUAUAUUUAUAAUUUUAUUAUAUGGACAAUGGUGUUUUACUGGAAACUAAAACACUCGUAGAACGCAUACGUCACUACAUCCAUAGGUGUUCGUAUUUUCCGAAUUUCACCCCUGCGAGUGACAUACGUAUACGAUGUUCGAAAAUUUCCCGCCAUUUUCAUUGUUGUUGUUUUGAGGGGGAAAUAAAACGAAAACAUUUAAAAGACAUCUUGAGAAAAGUAAAAUUUAUUGUAGUUUUAUGUUUGCACUGUAAUUUAAAAAGUAUCGCUUUUACACUGGUCUUUCGCGUCCUUAUUUACAUAUCGUCUUUGUGUGUAUUUUUGUCACUCUGAUAAGGGACCGGUCAUUUAUGGCCGGGGGGAGGGGGCACUGCAUGAGGAGAAACAUUGUCUUGGCCAAAUUUUUUAGUCACCCAAUUACCUUCUUCAAAAACAUUUUCUCUCCACCCAACCCCAGCACUCAUUCAAAAAUCGUAGAUCCACCCUAACUUAAUUUUGUCAAUUUACUUAUAUUUAAAAGCUAAAAUUAUAAAUUGACUUAUUUGAGUUUUUGAGAGAACAAAAAAGCCAACAAGCAUGAACUCUGUCACUUUAUCCAUGAUAUCCAUGGCAGGUUCAAAUGGAAUACUUUGCAAAUCGAUAUAUAAAGUAAAUGACAUUUAUUCGAUCUUAUAUAAUAAAACAAAUAAUACAAAUAUUUCAGUAUUUUUCGACUUAACGAUUUUUACUUUAUUCGCCCCUUGGGUUGGUGAAUUUUUAUUCAACCCACCCAUUUCCACCCUUUGUUUUCCCACUCAUUUUCUCUUCAGCCCCCCCGCCAUAAAUAACGACCGGCCCCUAUAGUCCAUAUAAUAAACAGAACAUUAAACAAGUUCAUGCGAAAAGGUAUGGAUUUUAUGUUCUUGUGUCAAAAACAACAUCUCACUCGUUCGCUGCGCUCACUCGUGAGGUAUUGUUUUUGCCACGUGCACUCGAACAUAAAAUCCAUAUCUUUUCGCAUAAAUCGUCUAAUAUCCUUUAUAUACUGUAUACUGUACCUAUAUUAAAAUUCCUCCUUAUAAUGCAAGAAGUAUCGUUUUUC
Molecule: messenger RNA, 32558 nt
Organism: Paramuricea clavata
Lineage: Eukaryota; Metazoa; Cnidaria; Anthozoa; Malacalcyonacea; Plexauridae
Source: the annotation of a GenBank genome assembly